UCACCAACAUGUUGAAAGUAACUUGCUAAGAGAAGACACCAAUGGUUUAUGUUUGAGACAACGUUAGCUUAUGUGUAAAGACACACAGACAGACACACAGUCGUCUGUUUUGUAGACCAGGACACGGAUAUCGUCUUCGCAGUACAGAAUGAGGAAGGGAAUUUUGGAGCGCCUGAAUGCAGGUGAGGUGGUGAUAGGCGACGGGGGCUAUGUGAUGCAAUUGGAGAGGCGAGGCUAUGUGAAGGCUCCUCACUUCACCCCUGAAGCUGCCGUUGAGCAUCCAGAAGCGGUGCGGCAGCUCCACAGGGAGUUCCAGAGGGCUGGCGCCGAUGUUCUUCAGACGCUAACCUUCUAUUCCAGUGACGAAAAACUGAAGAUCAGCGGCAACGUCACCGACAUCACCGGAACACAGAUCAAUGAGGCAGCCUGCGACCUGGCCAGGGAGAUCGCCAACGAGUCCGAUGCAUUGGUGGCCGCGGGGGUGUCCCAGACGCCCGUCUACCCGGUGAAUCGCAACCAGGCUGAGGUCAAAGCCAUCAUCCAGAAGCAGCUAGACGUCUUCAAAAGGAAAGACAUCGACUUCUACAUGGUGGAGUUCUUCAAGCACGUGGAAGAGGCCGUGUGGGCGGUGGAGGUGAUGAAGGCCGGGGGAAAACCGGUGGGGGCGACCCUCUGCAUCUCCCCCCAGGGAGACAAGGACGGGACCCCACCCGGAGAGUGUGCGGUCAGGCUGGUCAGAGCCGGGGCCGACAUGGUUGGGAUCAACUGCCACCUGGACCCCCUGACGUGUGUCCGUACGGUGAAGCUCAUGAAGGAGGGACUGGAGAAGGCCGGACUCAAAGCCCACCUGAUGGUCCAGCCGCUGGGCUUCCACACUCCCGAGUGCAACCACAGCGGCUACACCACCCUGGCCGAGUAUCCCUUCGCCAUGGAGGCCCGAGCUAUGACGCGGUGGGACAUGCAGAAGUAUGCCAGGGAGGCGUACAACGCUGGAAUCCGCUACAUCGGCGGCUGCUGUGGCUUCGAGCCCUAUCACAUCAGGGCCAUCGCCGAGGAGAUGUCCCCCGAGAGAGGCGUCCUACCGGCGGCGUCCGACAAACAUGGGCUCUGGGGCGCCGGCCUGGCAACUUACGGCACAUCCUUCAUGACUGAGAGGGCUUGCCGUGAAUAUUGGGAAAAUCUUCUGCCGGCUUCAGGGCGACCGAAUUGUCCCUCCAUGUCCAGACCAGCACUGAAAUAGCCAGUGAGCAGCAACCGGCACUGCUUCAUGCUCCUAAAGUAUUCCCACUUUCUUGUGAAUAAACUGCUCUGAUCGGUAGCUUUGGUAAUAAUCCGGAUGCAUAAGGCCCUACAGCUGCUGAUCAGAGAGCAGCCCUACCUUUACGUACUCCCACUCAUUAUUUCUACCUGGUGCUGUAAUUAGACUCAAAGCUGAUGACUGUAAAAACUGGUUUAUUUUAUCACACACACACAAACACACACACAUACAUACACACUCAAACACACAAAGUGUGGGACCUAUCUUCCAACUGUUAUGUUGUGCACCACAAUAAAGGAGUUGCAUUAAAAAUG
Gadus morhua (Atlantic cod) is the source of this 1572-nucleotide messenger RNA. Its product is annotated as betaine--homocysteine S-methyltransferase 1. The transcript is spliced from 8 exons. The record is from RefSeq and is a predicted model, not a curated record. Gene Ontology annotation, biological process: L-methionine salvage. Lineage: Eukaryota; Metazoa; Chordata; Actinopteri; Gadiformes; Gadidae. Gene Ontology annotation, molecular function: betaine-homocysteine S-methyltransferase activity; zinc ion binding. The coding region runs from base 149 to 1240 and encodes 363 amino acids. Gene Ontology annotation, cellular component: cytosol.